Messenger RNA from Stegodyphus dumicola, 328 nucleotides. Its product is annotated as corticotropin-releasing hormone receptor 2-like. Gene Ontology annotation, biological process: adenylate cyclase-modulating G protein-coupled receptor signaling pathway; cell surface receptor signaling pathway. The record is from RefSeq and is a predicted model, not a curated record. Gene Ontology annotation, molecular function: peptide hormone binding; G protein-coupled peptide receptor activity. Gene Ontology annotation, cellular component: plasma membrane. Lineage: Eukaryota; Metazoa; Arthropoda; Arachnida; Araneae; Eresidae.
AGCCAUUCUGUGAGCCAGCUUGGGAUUCUUUCUUAUGUUGGCCCCCUGCAGCAGCUGGAGAAACUUUAUUUCGCCCUUGUCCACUUUUGGAUUCUAUGGGUAUUAUAAUUGGAGAAACUACACAGCCAGAACUGUAUGCCGUGAGAAGCUGUGAUGACAAUGGAAUAUGGACUGGAAAUAUCACCAACUACACACUUUGCGUUCCGAAUAUAGAGGAACUCUAUUCAAGCUCUUGGACGCCAACAAUAGUCGCUUUGAUCGUCGUCAUUGGCUCUGCAUUGUCAAUCAUCACCCUGUCACUUUCGCUUUUCAUCUUCUUUUACUUCAA